AUGGCUGCUAAGAAGAUCGCUGGUGUAUUGGGAGCCACAGGCUCUGUCGGUCAAAGGUUCAUUCUGCUUUUGGCUGAUCAUCCUGAUUUUGAAUUGCGCGUUUUGGGUGCUUCUCAUAGAUCUGCGGGCAAGAAAUACAUUGAUGCUGUGAACUGGAAACAGACCGAUUUGUUGCCUGAAUUCGCAACUGAUAUCGUGGUUUCUGAGUGUAAAGCCGACCAAUUUUCUGAGUGUGAUAUCGUCUUUUCUGGUCUUGAUGCUGACUAUGCUGGUGCCAUUGAAAAAAAAUUCGUUGAAGCUGGUUUGGCUGUUGUGUCCAAUGCUAAGAACUAUAGAAGAGAGAGCGAUGUUCCACUAGUGGUUCCUAUUGUGAAUCCUGAGCAUUUGGAUUUGAUCUCUGCCAAAAUUGAAAAAUCUGGAAAACGUGGAUUUAUCGUUUGUAUCUCUAACUGUUCAACAGCUGGUUUGGUUGCACCUUUGAAACCAUUGGUUGAAAAAUUUGGUCCUAUUGAUGCAUUGACCACUACUACGUUGCAAGCUAUCUCUGGUGCAGGUUUUUCUCCAGGUGUUCCAGGUAUUGAUAUUUUGGAUAACAUCAUUCCUUACAUUGGCGGUGAAGAAGACAAGAUGGAAUGGGAGACUAAAAAAAUUCUUGGUAAAAUUUCUCAGGACCGUUCUCAAAUUGAUCUCUUGUCUCCAGAAGAGAUCAAGGUCUCUGCUCAAUGUAACAGAGUCGCUGUUUCUGAUGGUCACACCGAAUGUAUCUCUUUGAGAUUCAAGAACAGACCUGCUCCAGCUUUGGAAGAUGUCAAGCAAUGUUUGCGUGAGUACGUCUGUGACGCCUACAAGUUAGGUUGCCACUCUGCUCCAAAGCAGACUAUCCAUUUGCUAGAGCAGAAUGACAGACCACAACCUCGUUUGGACAGGAACAGAGACGCUGGUUACGGUGUCUCUGUCGGUAGAGUCAGAGAAGACCCAGUGCUAGAUUUCAAGAUGGUUGUGCUAUCCCAUAACACCGUUAUUGGUGCUGCUGGUGCCGGUAUCUUGAUCGCAGAAAUACUUUUGGCCAAGAAGUUGAUCUAA
Torulaspora delbrueckii is the source of this 1083-nucleotide messenger RNA. RefSeq names its product aspartate-semialdehyde dehydrogenase (gene HOM2). Bases 1 to 1083 code for a protein of 360 amino acids. Lineage: Eukaryota; Fungi; Ascomycota; Saccharomycetes; Saccharomycetales; Saccharomycetaceae. Gene Ontology annotation, biological process: L-threonine biosynthetic process. Gene Ontology annotation, molecular function: NAD binding; aspartate-semialdehyde dehydrogenase (NADP+) activity; NADP binding. The record is from RefSeq and is a predicted model, not a curated record. The transcript has a single exon.